This is a messenger RNA of Hemicordylus capensis (graceful crag lizard), 2156 nucleotides long. RefSeq names its product zinc finger protein 414 (gene ZNF414). The record is from RefSeq and is a predicted model, not a curated record. NCBI's taxonomy places the organism in Eukaryota, Metazoa, Chordata, Lepidosauria, Squamata, Cordylidae. The transcript has 8 exons. The coding region runs from base 118 to 1734 and encodes 538 amino acids.
GUUAAUUCUCGCCCAGGAAGAGGGAACAGAUGGAGGGUUGUGGGGCGGCCUUUUCUUUUUUUUUUAAAUGCCUUUUGUUUACACGGCUUCCAAACCGGAACAGGCAGCAGGGUGGAGAUGUGGGUGGAAGCCGGGAGCAUCCUGUGUGAGGAGCCCAGCGAAGGCAGGAGCGUGCAAGCCCCUUCCGGGCGAGGCCCUUUGUCUCCCGUCCCUCCCAGCUGGGAACUGGAGCGCGGCCGGCGGCUCUGGGGUCACCCCCAGUUUGGCCGCAGCUCCCACCUGCGCGGAGGCCGCCUCGGACUUCUGCAGGCCUCUCUCUUUAAAAGAGAGGAGGCCGGAAUCCGAACAAAGGCUCCGGGGAUGUGCCUGGAGCCACGCGGGGAAGCGCCCCCCCCGCCCACUCGGGGGCAGAGCUUCGCUUGUGUGUGGGGGGGGGGACCGAUUCCUCCAGUUAAAGAUCAUGGGUGGCGGGAGGAGAAACCCUCACCAGUGCCCAGCCUGCCUGCCCUUUCGGCUGCCUCGCUUGCCUGCCAUGACUUCAGCGCCUCAGCCAGCCGCAUCCGAAGCAAAGCCGAGAAGGGAGAUGUGCUUCCUCCAGCCCCCUUGCCGGUGCCCUCCUUGGGAGGUUGCAGUGAUCCAGGACUUGUGGGCAGCCAGACACACCCAACAUUGAGUGCAGGCAGCAGAAUUCGAAACCAGGACCUCCGGCUCCCCAAGCGGAGAUCUAUCCCAGGGAAGCGCCACCAGUGCUCGGGCGACGGCUGCCGGCUCGCCUUCCGCAGCGCCAAGGAGCUGCUGGAGCAUCUGCAGGUCCACUACAGGCCCACGCAGUCCCUGGAGGGGAAGACCUUCCUCUGCUCCGCCGUGGGCUGCCUGGCCUCCUUCCCCAACAUGCAGAAGCUCCUGGAGCACAGCAAGACCCACUACAAGCCCAACCGCUAUUUCAAGUGCGAGAACUGCCUGUCGCGCUUCCGGACUCACCGCUCGCUCUUCAAGCACCUGCACGUCUGCUCCGAGCACAGCAGCCCGGCGGUGGUGGCGGCGGCGGCCCUGAUGGCGGAGAGGCCCGGCUUGCCCCCCGCCCCGGAGAAGGACCCCCCCGGGAAGCUGCCGGAAGGGCUCCCCAAGCUCCCGAGCGUCAUCCCGCCCGUCAAGAAGGAAGCCCUCCCGCCUGCUGCCGGCCUGACCACGGAGGCGGCCUCCGCUCUGGGGCCGGACCCGCUGCCCGCCCCCGCCCCCUCCUUGGAGGCCCCGCCGCUGCCCCUGCCGGCAGCCCACUCCUACCCGCUGCUGGAGGCCUCCUUCUUCGGGCCCCCCUCCGCGGCCCUGGCGCGCUUCUCCGGGCCCCCUCCCGCUUCCGUCCCGGCCGGGCCCUUCCUGCCCUUCCUCCACCCCUGCACCUUCGCUUUACCUCCGCCUGCCGGGCCGAACCGCCUCAGGCCUUACCUGCCCGCCCAGGGGCUGCCCGUCUCCAACGCCGUCUGGAAAAAGAGCCAAGGACACUCCUCCAACAGCCGCAUCGUGUGGGAACACACCCGGGGCCGCUACAACUGCCUGCAGUGCUCCUACUCCACAGCCUCGCGGGAGGAGAUGACCCAGCACAUCGAAGACCACCGCAAGAACUCCUCCCCGCCUGGCCGCCUGGAGGGCGAGAUUGAUUUCGGGGUAGGCCCCCACUCAUUCCACCCAAAGCUGACACAAGAAAUGGAGAACUACUCCUUCUCUCCGCUCUGAGGGCUCCACGGCGCUGGUCCACGUUUUUUCCUUCCUUCCUUCCGACCCCCCCCCCCCCCCGCGGCCCCCAAAGGGCUAGAAAGGCUGACGGGGAAGCGUGUGUGCGUGUGAGAGAGAGAGAGGGUGUGCAGAUGUGCCCGGCAGUUGGCAACACGCUCUGUAGAGGGAGGUUUAGUGGGGCUGGAGAGGCCGAGAUAGGACUUCUCCUUUAAUUUAAUCUAGAACAACCUCCUGUGCAUCUCUCCUUCCUCCUUUUGGGUUUCUCUUGCUUUAAGGCAAAAGCGCCUUCCUGCUCCACGGGGCCCUUUUUUGUAGACAAUGAUCAGGUUUGCUCAGGGUUGGUCGUGGGGUUACUGCUGCUUUUGGAGACAGAAAGACGACAAAAAAGAUGUUCUGGAGAAUAAACAGGUCUUGUACAGACA